Messenger RNA from Dama dama (fallow deer), 2542 nucleotides. It is a transcript of the gene ARRDC2, whose product is annotated as arrestin domain containing 2. The transcript has 8 exons. The record is from RefSeq and is a predicted model, not a curated record. Gene Ontology annotation, biological process: protein transport. The coding region runs from base 231 to 1439 and encodes 402 amino acids. Lineage: Eukaryota; Metazoa; Chordata; Mammalia; Artiodactyla; Cervidae. Gene Ontology annotation, cellular component: plasma membrane; cytoplasm.
GAGCGCGUCACGAGGGCGGACACGGAGGACCAGGAAGUCAGCCAAGUACGCGCCGGCCCCGGGCCGGCGGCGUCCACACAGGUUCGCAGAAGCAGGAGAAAGCUCGGGAAGGGUGUGCGGCGCGGCGAAGACCAGCACCGAGACCAGAGAGGUCGGCAAACGCGGCCCAGCGGCGCGCCGGGCGGAGCCGCGCCGGUACAGCAUCCCCGCCGCGCGCCCUGGCCCCCGCCAUGCGUCCGGGGGGCGUGCGCAGCUUCGCGCUGGAGCUGGCGCGGGGCCCGGACGACGCGUACCGCGGCGGGGAGCGCCUGUGCGGCCGGGUGCUGCUGGAGGUGGCGGCGCCGCUGCGGGUGCUAGCGCUCGAGGUGGCGGCGCGCGGCGGGGCGGUCACGCACUGGCUCGAGGGCCGAAGCGUGGGUGUCAACGCUGUGUCCAGCGACUACGCGGCCGCCGAGACGUACUUGCGACGGCGGCAGCUGCUGCUCCGAGGCACUGGAGAGACCACAACGCUGCCUCCUGGGCGUCAUGAAUUCCCAUUCAGCUUCCAGCUGCCACCGACGCUAGUGACUUCCUUUGAAGGCAAACACGGCAGUGUCAGAUACUGCAUCAAAGCCACCCUCCACCGGCCCUGGGUCCCUGCCCGUCGGACGAGGAAGGUGUUUACUGUCAUUGAGCCUGUGGACAUCAACACACCGGCUCUCCUGGCCCCUCAAGCCGGAGCUCGGGAAAAGAUCGCCCGAUCCUGGUACAGUAACCAUGGCCUUGUCUCCCUCUCAGCCAAGAUCGACCGCAAGGGCUACACUCCAGGUGAAGUGAUCCCUGUCUUCGCUGAGAUCGACAACGGCUCCACGCGCCCCGUGCUGCCUCGGGCAGCCGUGGUCCAGACCCAGACCUUCAUGGCGCGAGGUGCCCGCAAACAGAAGCGAACCGUGGUGGCUAGUCUCUCGGGGGAGCCUGUGGGCCCCGGGCGGCGGGCACUGUGGCAGGGCCGGGCUCUGCGGAUCCCUCCCGUGGGUCCUUCCAUCUUGCACUGUCGCGUGUUACACGUGGACUACGCCCUCAAGGUCUGCGUGGACAUCCCGGGCUCAUCCAAGCUGCUGUUGGAGCUCCCACUGGUCAUCGGCACCAUCCCCUUGCACCCUUUCGGCAGCCGCUCAUCCAGCGUGGGCAGCCAUGCCAGCUUCCUGAUGGACUGGGGGCUGGGGGUCCUGCCAGAGCGGCCUGAAGCCCCUCCCGAGUACUCCGAGGUGGUGCCCGACGAGGAGGUGGCAGCCAUGGAGCAGAGCCUCUUGCCCCUACUGCAGGACCCUGACUUGAGCAUGGAAGGCCCCUUCUUUGCCUACAUCCAGGAGUUCCGCUACCGCCCACCGCCCCUGUACUCUGAGGAGGAUCCAAACCCACCCUCUGAGGCCAGGAGGCCCCGCUGCAUGACCUGCUGAGUGUCAAGUGGAAACUUCAAAGAAUAAGGUGUUUACACAUGCUUCCCGCCACCAUGGACAUAGCAAGGAGUGGCUAGAUGAAGAACAGACUGGGCUGACUACAUUGAAGUUGGGGAAACUGAGUCUCAGAACAAAACAGGGCCAUUCCAACAUCACACAGAGGAAGAGCCAGUCUGGAGUCUUGACAUUUCUGGACUGGUCCUCAUAAGGUACCAGAUACCCACAGUAGGAUCUGAGAAAUCAUUCAACCUGUCUAUGUCGGCCUGUGUUCCCUCAGAAGCCUCCAGUCUGGGAGCGACAGAACCAAACAUAAAUACUUCCAGACCCACAGGACCAGAGGAAAGGACCCAGAGCUGGGAGAGUCCAAAGAGGGAGCGGAGAAGGCUUCCUGGGGAAAGGGCAUUUUAGCUAAGGCUUUGAUGUGUGAAUAAGAGCUUGGUAGGCAGGCAAGCGAGAGGAAAAGUCGAAGAAGGUCCGAGCUGACUGAUGUUUGGAGACCAUCCCCUUCAUCUUUGGAGUGGGGCUGAGAGAGCAAAUGCCUCAGUCGAGGCCAUACUGCAAGGUCUGGGAGGCAAGAGGGCCCAGGAAUGAGGCAUUCAGGAAAGCAGGUCAUCAGGGCUGUGUGGGGCUGAGGGUGGCAGGUGCAGCGACUCCAGCCUUAAAACCUUUGACAACCAGAGACUCCUGUCCCAGGCUGGAGUGCCUGGGCCCCUCCUCAUGCUCCAGGACAUGAGCACUGCCUGGGUACUGCAUGGCCUGAAAAACACAGGCUCGAAGGACAGACAAGACCGGCUACAUAACUUGCAGAAUGAAGACAUGGGGCCACUUGUUCAAGAAUUGAGAAUUUCAGGACAGGGACAGCAGAGCAUUAAACCAGGCUAUGGGGACAGAGGUCAGCCUGGGGGGCAGAGAAGGGCCACAGUAUGCUUCUGAACACCCCCUGUGUCCCAGAGGGACAAAAUAUGAUGGGGCAGCUGGACAAGCCUCCACGUGCAGAGACCCGGCUGAGGCAGGGCCCCCGCCUGGGACUCCACCUUUCUGAUAAGCCUUAAGUUGUUCUCUUUUGUACAUUUUUUUAAAAAAUAAAAAUCACAGAGGAAGAG